AUUGACAGAGAGAUGGAGAGAGAAUCAACAUUGUUGCUGCUACUCGUCUCACUGGGCACCAAUCUACUACGCAGAUAUGCUGAAGCUCCUUUCAUGGCGACGACACACCGUCUCUUCUCAAACCCCAAUUUCACUUUCCUUUUCCAGACCCAAAUCCCACCACCAUAACCUCUUAAACCAAGAAACCCUAGACCAGGACUCUGACCCACCCUUCUCCCCAAUCAAGUCGCACUCCCCCACAUCAAAGUCCGCACCAGAACACAAGAAGAAGGAGGAGAACAAUAAACCCAUCGAACCCACUGAGAAAGCGCAACUUCCAGUUCACUCUGACCUUCCAUUUGAUUUCCAGUACUCUUACUCGGAGACUAAUCCAAUGGUGAAACCGAUCAGUUUCAGGGAGCCGAGGUUCUCUCCUUUUGGCCCUGGGAGGCUUGACCGGAAGUGGACUGGUUAUUCGGCUCCUGUGUGUGCUGAAGUAAAGAAUGAAGUGGACUUAAAAGAGGUUCAGGGGAGCCCCCUUAGUGAAGAAGAGAUUGAAGAGCUGGUCGAGAAGUAUGGGCACGACAAUUGCAAUAGCCAGAUCAACCUUGGUAAAGGGGGAGUAACACACAAUAUGCUAGACGACAUCCAUAACCAUUGGAAGAGAGCUGAAGCUGUAAGAAUUAAGUGUUUAGGGGUGCCCACCCUUGACAUGGACAAUGUUAUUUUUCACCUUGAGGACAAAACUAGUGGAAAAGUCAUCUCCAGGAGAACCAAUGUGCUUCUUCUAUACAGAGGCCGGAACUAUGAUCCAAAGCAACGACCCCACAUCCCUCUGAUGUUGUGGAAGCCCCUUGCCCCUAUUUAUCCAAGGCUUGUGAAGAAUGUAGCUGAUGGCCUAACAUUUGAAGAAACUAAGGAAAUGAGAAAUAGGGGACUCAAUAGUCCACCUAUCAUGAGACUCACUAGGAAUGGUGUGUAUGUGAGUGUGAUGGAGAAAGUUAGGGAGGCUUUCAAAUUGCAAGAAGUUGUGAGAAUAGACUGCUCUGGAGUAGACACCAGUGACUGCAAGAAAAUUGGAGUGAAGCUAAGGGUAUGGCACUAUUUUUCAGUACAAUUUAUUUUCCAGAUGGGGAAGGCAAUUGGGAUGCUGCAACGUAACGGGACUUUGUUAGUGAUAUGGUUCCUUGUGUGCCUCUCUUAUUCAAGAAUGGCCAGAUUGUGCUUUGGAGGGGGAGAAAGGAUGAGAACUCUAACACAGUGAAUCAGAAGUCAGACACAUGAGAUUCCUGUGCCCCAAUUUAUAAGCUGCCCAAAAUGCUUACCAUCACAGAGCAAAUGCUAUUUGGAUGUUCUUUCUAGUCUGAUACUGUCUUCUGCUAAGAAUCAUUGGAAUUUCCUCUCUCAAAUGCUCCCAAAUAUGGGACUGAUUGCUGGGAAGUGCUUCUAUUGAAGCUGAAUUUGCGGAUAUGGUUAACAGAUGUUUACAGAAAUCUCAGGUUUGAAUUGGCAUAUGAGCUAAGCUAAGCUCUGUGUGUGUGUGUGUGUGUGUGUGAGAGAGAGAGAGAGAGAGAGAGAGAGAGUGGAGUCG
Molecule: messenger RNA, 1570 nt
Organism: Amborella trichopoda
Lineage: Eukaryota; Viridiplantae; Streptophyta; Magnoliopsida; Amborellales; Amborellaceae
Product: CRS2-associated factor 2, mitochondrial
Biological process (GO): Group II intron splicing
Molecular function (GO): RNA binding
Source: RefSeq, a predicted model, not a curated record